Molecule: messenger RNA, 618 nt
Organism: Botrytis sinoallii
Lineage: Eukaryota; Fungi; Ascomycota; Leotiomycetes; Helotiales; Sclerotiniaceae
Exons: 2
Coding region: 1-291 (96 amino acids)
Source: RefSeq, a predicted model, not a curated record
AUGUCUGACUCAAAACGUCCCUUGCUCAAAGGCCCACCACGUCCACCCCGAUCAAAUCCAUUGGCGUUAUCCUAUACCGAACCUCCUAGACUCAGGAACGAGGUAACACGUACAAAGAGUGAUAGCGUUAGAGUUGUGGAAUUCAACGGAUCCGCAAUUCCUCAGCCAUUUCUUGAUCCAUCCAUUAUGCAGAAAAAAGCGCAGUUGGAACGAGAGCGGAAGUUAGAGCAGGAGAAAAGCACACGACAGCAGCUCGAAAGAAAUCAGACUGAGGGCUCUUCUAGAUCCUAAUUGAAGGAGAUGUGUUCAAUGGCGUGCAUUGGUAUCACGUGAAGUUUAUUUCGAUAUGUGUUUGUUUUGGGAUAAUUUUUUAAGUACUACAAUUCUCGAUGACGGAUUGAUAUCGGAUGCUCGACUACAUGUCGUGUGCAAAGCUGUACUUCACAAAAUUACACGACGUUCUACAUGCGUAGACCAUCAUGUGAAUAGCAACUGUAGGUAUGAGUUACAGUGCCUUUUUCAAGGUCCGAAGUCGGUCGAAGGAUCGGAUGAUGAAGUUCGCGAUUCUUGAAGAUAUUCGGAUACUUACAUGUUUGAUAGAUCUUAUCUCUUGUCCCU